Molecule: messenger RNA, 1671 nt
Organism: Salarias fasciatus (jewelled blenny)
Lineage: Eukaryota; Metazoa; Chordata; Actinopteri; Blenniiformes; Blenniidae
Gene: ndufv1
Product: NADH:ubiquinone oxidoreductase core subunit V1
Exons: 11
Coding region: 73-1491 (472 amino acids)
Biological process (GO): mitochondrial electron transport, NADH to ubiquinone
Cellular component (GO): respiratory chain complex I
Molecular function (GO): 4 iron, 4 sulfur cluster binding; NAD binding; FMN binding
Source: RefSeq, a predicted model, not a curated record
UGUAUCCGGACCGGGCGCUCCGCUUCCGGUCUACCUCCGUUUCAUAAAGUCGGAACGCAGACUGGAGGAACGAUGCUGGCCUUGUCUCGCGCUGUGGUGAGCGGGGUGUCUCGUGCCCCGGCUGCUGUCAGUCAGGGUGCCGUGACCACGAUGACCCGGUACAACAGCACGGCUCAGAGCGCUCCAAAGAAAACAACAUUCGGCCCUCUGGCCGAUCAGGAUCGCAUCUUUACAAACCUUUAUGGCCGCCAUGACUGGAGGCUGAAGGGUGCGCUGAAGCGUGGCGACUGGUACAAAACUAAGGAGAUACUUUUGAAGGGGGUGGACUGGAUCCUGAAUGAGAUCAAGGUUUCUGGCCUGCGCGGGAGAGGUGGAGCUGGUUUCCCAACUGGCAUGAAGUGGAGCUUCAUGAACAAACCCAGUGACGGCCGCCCAAAGUAUCUGGUGGUGAAUGCAGACGAGGGAGAGCCGGGCACCUGUAAGGACAGAGAGAUCAUGAGGAACGACCCCCACAAGCUGGUGGAGGGCUGCCUGGUGGCCGGGAGGGCCAUGGGAGCCCGUGCUGCUUAUAUCUACAUCAGAGGAGAGUUUUACAACGAGUCGUCCAACCUGCAGGUGGCGAUCAAUGAGGCCUAUGCUGCUGGAUUGAUUGGAAGGGACGCCUGUGGCUCUGGUUAUGACUUCGAUGUGUUUGUGAUGCGCGGUGCUGGCGCGUACAUCUGCGGAGAGGAGACGGCUCUGAUCGAGUCCCUGGAGGGAAAGCAGGGGAAGCCCCGUCUGAAGCCCCCGUUCCCUGCUGAUGUGGGUGUGUUUGGUUGCCCAACAACCGUUGCCAAUGUGGAGACGGUAUCCGUGGCGCCAACCAUUUGUCGUCGCGGAGGCUCGUGGUUUCUGGGCUUUGGCAGAGAGAGAAACUCUGGCACGAAGCUCUUCAACAUCUCGGGCCAUGUUAACCACCCGUGCACCGUGGAGGAGGAGAUGUCCGUCCCUCUGAAAGACCUCAUCGAGAGACACGCAGGUGGAGUGCGGGGCGGCUGGGAUAACCUGCUGGCCGUAAUCCCUGGCGGCUCCUCAACGCCGCUCAUUCCCAAGAACGUGUGCGAGGAGGUGCUGAUGGACUUUGACGGCCUCAUCCAGGCCCAGACUGGCCUGGGCACCGCCGCCAUCAUCGUCAUGGACAAAUCAACUGAUAUCAUCAGAGCCAUUGCUCGCCUGAUUGAGUUCUACAAGCAUGAGAGCUGUGGUCAGUGCACACCCUGCAGAGAAGGAGUGGACUGGAUGAACAACAUGAUGUGGCGUUUUGUGCGUGGCGAUGCCCGCCCGGCAGAGAUUGACAUGAUCUGGGAAAUCAGCAAGCAGAUUGAGGGACACACUAUCUGUGCCCUGGGAGACGGUGCCGCAUGGCCUGUACAGGGACUGAUCAGGCACUUCAGGCCUGUGAUGGAAAGCAGGAUUGCUGAAUUCCAGCAGCAGCAGCAGGCCAGAGCUUAAACCACUACUUGUGCUCCUUAAACCCAUCUUUCUGCCUCUCGAGCUCUUGACCCUGUGCUUGUGUCUUUCACAUAUUAUUUAAAGAAAAAAGAUAACGUGCCGUCUCAUCACCUCAUCAUCAACUUUUGCAUUGAUGUGUCUGCCUUGUAGGGGGAAAUUACUGAAUAAAGUUCUAUGAAC